Molecule: messenger RNA, 4382 nt
Organism: Bicyclus anynana (squinting bush brown)
Lineage: Eukaryota; Metazoa; Arthropoda; Insecta; Lepidoptera; Nymphalidae
Product: meteorin-like protein
Exons: 5
Coding region: 190-1188 (332 amino acids)
Molecular function (GO): hormone activity
Source: RefSeq, a predicted model, not a curated record
AUUUAGUAGAGUUUUAAAGUUGUCGUGGAGUUGACGUGCGCGCGUAUUUACACUGCGCUUUAUUUGUUUUCCGUCAAAACAAUGUUUACAACGUUCGAAAUAUGAAUUUGAAAUAUAGAACUUAUUAAAUGUACAGUGAUGUAAGUUCGUAUUGGUGUAUAUAUUAAUAGGACUUGUAUUUUUUGAAAAAUGGGCCCAGAGGCAGUGUUUUGGACUCUUGUUUUGGGCCUCAUAUGCAUUGCGGAGGCGGGAAUGAUGGGUGAUCAAUGCGACUGGAACGGCAGCGGGCUGACGUCGAGCACGGAGCGGGCAGUCACGCCGGUGUACCUGCGGUGUAGAGAGGGUAGCGUGUCGUGGCUCUACCCGCGGGGAGCGCUGCGACUGCUAUUCAAGCCCCCUCUACCUGCCGACGAGCGAGACUUCCGUGUUUGCGUCAGGGUUAUACGAAGACCUGACCCUCCCGACUUCUUCCAGAAUAUACAGCUUAAUGAGUCAGGAGCCCCAGAGAGAUUCCCAGCGCGAAUUUUCGUAGAAGGCGUCCGAAGACUUGUGCCUUUAUACGCGCCUGAUGAUGGCGAUGUCCGGGAGCUGCGAUGCUUCCGCAGUAGACACGGACAGGCGGCGUUGUACGUGGAGGCGGAGCCCGAGGAAGGGACGAAGAGACGAGUGGCCUUCUUCAGAUACGAGGCCCGGCCGCUUGUCAGGAGACAUUAUGAUCCAGCCACUGCUGACUGUCGGCCAUGUUCUGAUUCUGAACUAGAGAUGGCGUUUUGUACUAGUGAUCUGGUGUCCCGUGGUAUGAUGGUGGGCAGCGAGCAGCGCGAAGACUUGGACACCACGCAGCUCACGUGGCGGCUCACCAAGCUCGUCCGCGCCACCGCCGCGCACGACGCCGGCGACCUCGCCGACGACGACGAGUACUACAGGUACGAAAUCGACAACAGCAUAGAGCAGACGAGCCGUCGGCCCCACAAACGCACGCGCGUCCGGAAAACGCGCGGUUUGCACGCGCACGUUCACGUACCGCGCGCGUGCGGCGCGGCGGCGGGCGCGGGUGAGUUCUUCCUCAUGGCGCGCCGCAGACUCGGCAAGUACUCCCUCGUGUGUGCGCCGAGACUGCACGACUGGAAGACGUUGGUCGAGAGGCGGAACGCUGAGGGAACUGCGCACUGCUUUUUGCAGCAUUGAUGGACUUUCAGGGUAGGCUCAUUGACAAUUUUUAGUUGGCCGAUAGUUGGGCGACUUUGUAAUUGUGCGUGAUUUAGUUGGACAAUGUGCGGGCUGUCAUACAUCGCUAUACCUGUUCUUUAAUCGGCCAAAGUAACGUCAUAAAGCAAAAGUGACGGUCUUAAUCACGGAAAAAUAAAGUCUUCUUUACUACUUACUACUUUUACUGUUACUUUAGCUUUACAUAAAGAAACUGGCGGUAAGUCGGCCAACUAAAAGUUGUAAGUGAGUGGGGGCUCUUACCCAUGUAUUCACAACAUGGGUUUGUUAAAUCAAGAGUAAAUAUCAUCGGUUUAUUUGUAAACCUUAGAUGACAAGGGAAACGCGACCAAUAAUGGCAAAGUCGUAACCAUCGCUCUCUCUUUCAUUGCGUUUGGUGGACAAUGUAUUUUUCUAUACGAGACAUAUCAGUGACGUUGAUUUGUUUCUUCAUUGUUUAACGAGAUUGUAGCUUAAUUAAAAAAAAUGGAGACAGAAAAGCUUUUCGCUUGCUGACCAUAAAACAGUUAUAAUCAUUUUAGAAUUUAAACUAUCGUGAGUGUUAUUCAUAUUAAUUGAUUAUGAAACACGGCUAAAACUCACGUGAUAUUACGUCGGAGUAUGCCCGACUAGUUUCGAACCCAUACGGGGCCCUUAGUCAUGAGCUGGUUCUUGCAUCGCGGCACGAUCCAAACUGAUAUAAUCAUAGAUGACAUGCAGUUGUGAUACUAAAAAAACUAUGUUACAAAUACCAUCGUCAUCAUCAUGGUCCAUGGUAUUUGUAGCAAAUAAAUGUAUGGGCGUAUUCUUUAUCGCAAUUAAAAAAUGUUCAAAAGAAAAAAGUCCAAGUCUAAGCAGUUUAAUAAAAUUAUUGCUUUUUGUGAAUUUUAGCGUAGUAAAAACGCUAGUCUAUGUAGUAAUAGAUACAUAGAUACCAUAUAAUAGAUAAAACACGGAAAAGGACACUUCUUAAUGUUUCAACAAAAUUCUACAUGUAAAUAAAAAAAAAACAAAUGCUUACAACUAUUUCUUUGAUUAAAAAGUACGAGUAUUAUUUUAUUUAAAAAAAUAUUAUUCUGAGAUAAAAAAUAUUUUAUUAAGAAUAUAAUUAUGUACAAUGUAAAUACUUUGGAUACUAUUAAUAAUGAUUAUUAUUUAUGCACAUGUGCAUUAAGUGAUUGUGAUUAUAAUUAUGUAGAUGCCAUUAUAAAUGUUUAAAUAAAGAAAUAAGCACAUUUAAGUCAAGUACCUACAUACAUUAAAAAAAUCAAGUCAUCAUUUACCUAUUACUUAUUUUUAAUUUAAAUCGAAUUAGUUCCAGUAUAAACUAAUUUAAUCCAAAAUAUAUAGGAAACUAAUAAAAAUCAAUUUAACACAUAAUCUUGACUUAUAUGUGCUUGCCUUAAUUGUAUAUAAAUCAUAGAAUAUUAAACGCUUGCAAAGACAUAUAGCCAUAUUAUAUGCUUCAUCAAGAUGCAAUAUUGUAUAGUUUAUUAUAAAGUUUAUAUGUUAGGUAGGUUUAUUGCAAUAUAUCGAUACUUAGUUUUUAAGUGAAAUGUGGUCCACAGUGCCAAAAUCUAUAAGAUCUUUAUAUUUAGCUUGUAUAUAAAUAUAACGCCAAGGUUGAUCUCAACUAUGUACAUAUUGAAAAUAAGAUACAAUUAAGAUUGAGCGUCUAAUUAUGUAGUUACAAAAGCACCUAUUAAUAUUAAUCCCACUUCUGAUUUUAAUAUUCUUUGACCUUAUUUUAUUUUUUUAUAAGCAAUUUAUCGAUCUUCUAUUUUUAAUAUAUUUCAUUACGUAUUAAAUGUAUAUAUUUACAAAUAUACAAUUAAAAGAUAUUAUGAGAAUUGGGAGACAAUUCAUUGUCAAAGAAAUUAAUUGUAAAAAUAUAUUUUUGUUAAGUAUAUAUUAAAAGUGCUUCCAACGAAGAACCUAUUGUUAAGCCAAUACAAAUAUAUAUGUAUUUGAUUCUCAAUUUACAAUUAUACAGUUAAGAGAUAAAAUGAGAAUUUUGAGACAAUUUCAUUGUCAAAGAAAUUAAUUGUAAAAAUAUAUUUUCGAUAACUAUGUAUUAAAAGUGCUUCCAACGAAGAAUCUAUUUUUAAACCAAUACAAAUAUAUAAAUAUUUUGUUCUCAAUAUAUUUGAUAAAAUAAAUUUCUAUUCUAAUAUAAUUUAUAUAAAUAGAUAAAAAAUAUAUUCUUGUAUUUUAUCUAAGUUAAAUAUUUUAUGAGAUUUAUAUUAAGUUUCAUGUACAAAGUUUUUUGUGAAAUAUAACUAUUUUUAAUAAUUUGUUAAAAUAAUGUAUGAGAGAGAUAUUGGAGACAAGUAAUGAACUGCACGAUGAGUUAAUACCUAUACUUAGGUAUAUUAAAGACCUAUGAGUAAUCUUUAGAAAUUUUUUGAUGACUUUAUUUAAUUAUAAACCGUAUUCUUAAAACAUUAAGUACAAGUUUAAUAGCCUCAAUAGCUUCAAUAUAUCAACGGUAAGAGCGAUCGGACUUAUCACCGAGGGGUGGUGGUUCGAUCUCCGCCCGGAGAUCGUAUUGUCGUACCUACUCCUAACAGUCUAUCCCGUCUAACUGGAGGCGAAUGGGAAUAUUGGUCAUAUUUAAAAAGAUAUGGCAAAUAUUCUCUAAAAAAAAAAGAAACUGAAAUCAUGUUUUAGGGGUCCAUAAUUGCGGUAUUACACUGUAAAUAAUAUUGAAUGAUAUGAAGUAGCCAAUGUUCAGGUCUCACAAAAAAAUUACUAAAAUCAUUAUUAGACGUCAUUUUCUGUUUUCAGCAAUAUGGAAUAGUUAUAAAAAAUACCGUGUCUCGGUGUUUGUGUGUGUUAAAAUUUUUGACGAAAAAAUAAUUUUAUUUUAUUAUGAUUUAGCGUUAAAAAUACAUAAACCUACAAUCCUAAAUUUUGACCCGUCUAACAUAACCACGCUAUUUUUUUUAUAACUUUAUAAAUAUACUUACAUAUAUUGUAUACAAGUAUACAAAUAAUUAACAAUUUGAGCACUUCAUUCUUGUCUCGUAGUUAUAUGAUAGUUGUCAUGUGAUAUAGAUAUACAACGAACGUUAUGUGCCUGUGCAAAAUGUAUAUACGAGUAUUAUGUGUAUGAUAAAACAUUGUUUCAUGUCAACUGUUGAAAUGAAUAAAAUAAUUUAAAAAUAUAAAAAAAA